Messenger RNA from Hypomesus transpacificus, 2060 nucleotides. RefSeq names its product tryptophan 5-hydroxylase 1-like. Gene Ontology annotation, cellular component: neuron projection. The record is from RefSeq and is a predicted model, not a curated record. NCBI's taxonomy places the organism in Eukaryota, Metazoa, Chordata, Actinopteri, Osmeriformes, Osmeridae. The transcript is spliced from 11 exons. Gene Ontology annotation, molecular function: iron ion binding; tryptophan 5-monooxygenase activity. Bases 97 to 1530 code for a protein of 477 amino acids. Gene Ontology annotation, biological process: serotonin biosynthetic process; aromatic amino acid metabolic process.
AGGUGAGAUUAACUGCAACUCAGGUGAACCGCAGCGAGGAGGGUCGAGCGCACCAGACACCUAGCCUACUGCAACUCAAAGUUGGACAAUUUAGACAUGUACUCGAACAAGACCGAGGGGCCACGCAGAGGAAGGUCUUUUGAUUCAAUGAACACUUGUUAUGAAGAGAAGCAACUGAAUAAUGAGAUGAACAAAUGUACAUUCAAUACAAUUGAGGAAAACAAGGACAACAAGACAUUUGGAAGAGGCCGGGCAGCCAUCGUCUUCUCCCUCAAGAAUGAAGUUGGUGGGCUCGUGAAGGCAUUGAGACUUUUUCAAGAAAAGCAUGUGAACCUGGUUCACAUUGAAUCCCGGAAAUCGAAGCGGCGCAAUUCGGACUUUGAAAUCUUUGUCGAUUGUGACAGUGGCCAUGAGCAGCUGAAGGAUCUCACCCAGCUCCUAAAGAAGCACACCAACAUUGUGGAGGUGGACCCCCCAGACUGCAUACCAGAGGAUGAUAUGGCUGAUGUCCCCUGGUUCCCCAAGAAGAUCUCUGAUCUGGAUCUGUGUUCUAACCGGGUGUUGAUGUAUGGCUCGGACCUGGAUGCUGACCACCCGGGUUUCAAAGAUAAUGUUUAUCGCAAGAGGAGAAAACACUUUGCCGAUCUUGCCAUGAGCUACAAACAUGGGGAUCCCAUUCCCCGUACAGAGUUUACUCAGGAGGAGGUGAAGACUUGGGGAGUUGUGUACAGAGAGCUCAACAAGCUGUACCCCAGCCAUGCCUGUCGGGAGUACCUGAGGAACCUGCCCCUUCUCUCCCAGCACUGUGGCUGCAGGGAGGACAACAUCCCUCAGCUGGAAGACGUGUCACGCUUCCUCCGGGAGCGCUCAGGCUUCACCAUUCGACCAGUGGCAGGAUACCUGUCCCCAAGGGACUUCCUGGCUGGCCUAGCCUUCCGAGUGUUCCACUGUACCCAGUAUGUCCGCCACAGCUCUGACCCCCUCUACACCCCAGAGCCAGACACGUGUCAUGAGUUGCUGGGCCAUGUUCCUCUGCUGGCCGAGCCGAGCUUUGCUCAGUUCUCCCAGGAGAUUGGUCUGGCCUCGCUGGGGGCUGCGGACGAUGCCGUUCAGAAGCUUGCCACGUGCUACUUCUUCACGGUGGAGUUUGGCCUGUGCAAGCAGGAGGGCAAGCUGCGAGCCUACGGAGCAGGCUUGCUGUCUUCCAUCAGUGAGCUCAAGCAUGCACUCUCAGGGAAUGCCAUGGUCAUGCCCUUUGACCCCAAGGUCACAUGUGACCAGGAGUGCAUCAUCACCACGUUCCAGGAUGUGUAUUUUGUGUCCGAAAGCUUUGAGGAAGCCAAGGUCAAGAUGAGGGAGUUUGCGAAGACCAUCAAGCGUCCGUUCUCUGUGCGCUACAACCCGUACACCCAGAGCGUGGAGGUGCUGAGGGACGCCAGCAGCAUCAACAACAUGGUGGAGGAUCUCCGGCACGAGCUGGACAUCGUAGGAGACGCCCUCAACCGUCUCAACAAGCAGCUGGGAGUCUGAGCCCCACCUGUCCACCACCCUCACUAGCUCCUCCACAGCUGCACCUCACCUCUUUUCAUCCUCCACCUCUCCAAAAACAAGUGAAUCCAUUCAGAGGUAGAAUUUAUUUCAAAAUGGUAUAUGUCAUUGUUAGCUGAUUCUUAUAGUUUCUGACUCUUAUAUGGUAAGGCUUCAUAUAAACAUACUCAAAAGCUUACGUAGUGUGACAUCACGUUAUACUUUACCUGAUGGGACAUCAUGUAUGUCUGGUCAUAUAUGUGUUGAUACAAAUGGCCACUGAAAUACAGAACUUAUACGACGCAAGAUGCAUGAAAGUCACCACAUAUAUACACUACAGUUUUAGAUUCAUCUAUAUAUUUUCAUAUUAGCAACAAAUAACACAGACCUUUCGAAAAAUUUCAGGAAGUUAUUCAAUUGUCUGUGUGUUAUCAUAUGUCAUGUUAUUAGGCUAGAAUGUCACCCUCAUUAAUCUUUCUUUAGACAUUGGUUGUCUUAAUUUAUAUUCAUUCUCUUGGUUGGACAUUUUGAUA